Messenger RNA from Phalaenopsis equestris, 766 nucleotides. RefSeq lists its product as uncharacterized. Lineage: Eukaryota; Viridiplantae; Streptophyta; Magnoliopsida; Asparagales; Orchidaceae. The record is from RefSeq and is a predicted model, not a curated record. The transcript is spliced from 2 exons. The coding region runs from base 106 to 522 and encodes 138 amino acids.
AUUCGUUGGAGUAAAGGUUUCGUCCUCCCCUCACGUCUACUUCACUACCUUUGUUCGGUGUUUUUGUCCUGUUUAGGGUUUGGUCUUUCUCCAUUUGGCGGCGAAAUGGCUACGUCGAAGACUUCAAUGAGGAAGCCGGUGUUCGUGAAGGUGGAUCAGUUGAAGCCGGGAACGAGUGGGCACACGCUUACGGUGAAGGUGCUUGAGUCGAAGACUGUGCUUCAGAAGGGCCGAGCGGCAUCGGCGCACCUCCGGCAGACGAAGAUUGCCGAAUGCCUUGUCGGGGACGAGACGGGAACGAUCGUAUUCACAGCCCGAAACGAGCAGGUUGACAUGAUGAAGCCUAAUGCAACAGUUGUUGUCCGCAAUGCGAAAAUUGAUAUGUUUAAGGGAUCAAUGAGGCUGGCUGUCGACAAAUGGGGACGCGUUGAGGUCACCGAACCUGCCAGCUUCACCAUUAACAAGGAUAACAACUUAUCCUUGGUGGAGUACGAGUUGGUUAAUGUCGAACUCGAAGAGUGAACUCAGUCCUAUGUUAAAUAAAUCUAUAUGGAUGGAGGGAGCUUCAAAACCCCCCUUUUUUUCCUUCUUUCGGCUUCAAGUCUUGCUUGUCUGUCAACAAGGUAAAACUUGAACAAUGGAAGCAGCUUCUUUUAUACAAAUAGCUUUAGAUUACCUUCAUCUGUCACUUAGUAUGGAUUGUGGUGGGUUGUAAAUGAACUAAUUACUCAGUUACUUCAAUAUAUUGGCUAUAAAUUAGAAUUUA